GUGUCCGAGAUAAACCCAUCGUUCGAUGGUACACGUCCUGUUCGUGAUCGGAGAAGAAGCAAGCGAAGAAACGGAGGGAUUGUUAACUAGCAAUGGCGGCGUGCGCAUCUCCUAUUAAACCGCGCUUUUUCUCCUCCUUCUUUGGCGAUCGCCUCGCCUGCUCGCACGUACCCCUUCUCCGCCGCAACGCAGGAAUUAGGAAUUCAUCGAUCCAAUUCUCAAGGACUCUCUAUAACUUAGCUGACAUCUUAUUCAAUAAAAGCAAGAGAAAAGAUGAUUGGGUAAACAAUAAAUACAAGCGUCUGCAACCGGGAAAAAUUUCUCCUCCUCUUGCUGUUCCAGAUCACAUAAUGAAGCCUCCAUAUGCAAACUCCUCUCAGUUUCCAGGAAUUGCUAGGGGACCAGAGAUUCACGAUGAGAAGGGAAUGGAAGGCAUGCGAGCAUCUGGAAGGCUUGCUGCAGAAGUAUUGGAAUAUGCUGGAACACUUGUUCAGCCAGGCACUAUGACUGAUGAUAUCGACAAGGCAGUACACCAAAUGAUAAUUGAGAAUGGAGCAUAUCCUUCACCUCUUGGCUAUGGCGGUUUUCCAAAGAGUGUUUGCACAUCAGUAAAUGAAUGUAUCUGCCAUGGGAUACCAGACUCCCGUCCUCUUGAGGAUGGUGAUAUCAUCAAUAUUGACGUUACUGUAUUUCUGAAUGGCUAUCAUGGCGAUACUUCUGCCACAUUCUUUUGUGGAAAUGUUGAUGAGGAUGCAAGGCAGCUGGUUGAGGUAACAAGAGAGUGUCUUCUCAAAGCAAUAUCAAUAUGUGCACCUGGAGUGGAGUACAAUCGAAUUGGAAAAACAAUACAUGAUCAUGCAGAUAAGUUUCGAUUUGGCGUAGUUCGGCAUUUUGUUGGUCAUGGUGUUGGACGUGUAUUUCAUGCCGAUCCUGUUAUUCUUCAUUAUAGAAAUCGUGAGUGGGGGCGCAUGCAACUCGGUCAAACAUUUACUAUAGAGCCUAUGCUUACAAUUGGGAGCACAAAACCUGUGAUAUGGGAUGAUAAAUGGACUGCAGUGACCGAAGACGGAAGCUUAUCGGCGCAGUUUGAGCAUUCCAUACUGAUCACUGAAAAUGGAGCGGAAAUACUAACCAAGGUAUCAGGUAUUGAACCUUAAAGGAAUAUUGAGGCUGAAUUUUACUUGGAAGGACUGAAGAAAAGAAAGUAAUGCAAAAAUGCAUAUGCAAUUGAAGUGCCAAAUUAUGACUCACACUCCUUCCAUUCCAGCAAGUAAAUCCAGCUUAGCGAAGGAGACGAACAGGGAAGACAAUACAUAAAUGUACGCGAGUAAUCCAUGAUUCUGUACAAUUUUAUGAAAUUUUGUCUCCGUGUUUAUCUCUCUGUUGAAAUAAAUCAACCGGAGUGAAGCUAAUCCAAUUCUUGUAUCACCACAUCACAUCUGUAGUAAACUUUAGUUGAUUGAAACUGUCAUUCUAGUAGUAUACCCAAAGAUCUGUAUUCUUGGAAUAGUCAUGCAACCAGUUGUUAUAGACCAAAUUCUGUAAUUUGAUAUUCGAGUAGAAUUCUAAACUAGUCGAGCCAAGCCUA
This is a messenger RNA of Zingiber officinale, 1588 nucleotides long. Its product is annotated as methionine aminopeptidase 1D, chloroplastic/mitochondrial-like. The transcript is spliced from 10 exons. NCBI's taxonomy places the organism in Eukaryota, Viridiplantae, Streptophyta, Magnoliopsida, Zingiberales, Zingiberaceae. Bases 93 to 1157 code for a protein of 354 amino acids. The record is from RefSeq and is a predicted model, not a curated record. Gene Ontology annotation, biological process: proteolysis. Gene Ontology annotation, molecular function: metalloaminopeptidase activity.